Molecule: messenger RNA, 276 nt
Organism: Rotaria sp. Silwood2
Lineage: Eukaryota; Metazoa; Rotifera; Eurotatoria; Philodinida; Philodinidae
Source: the annotation of a GenBank genome assembly
AUGAUAUAUCCUGCGAUCGACGGAGCAUGUGGUGGUAAAGAAGGUUUAAUCAUUUCUCGUAAGCCACUACUAAUUUUUUAUUUUAGCCGUGAUUUAGCUGAAUCAACUCCAAUAGUGGCUUCGCAAUCAGUUCACGAUGCAAUUGAUCAAGCAUUACAAGCAAAAUUAAAAAAUAUUGCCUCAACACCACGCACAGAAGUUGAUUAUCGAAUAGGAGGAUUAGAUACACGCGCUUGCUGUGAUGCAGGACAUAUUGUUUGUCGUUGUAUGGACUAA